Molecule: messenger RNA, 585 nt
Organism: Osmia lignaria (orchard mason bee)
Lineage: Eukaryota; Metazoa; Arthropoda; Insecta; Hymenoptera; Megachilidae
Product: Partner of Bursicon
Biological process (GO): G protein-coupled receptor signaling pathway
Cellular component (GO): bursicon neuropeptide hormone complex; extracellular region
Molecular function (GO): neuropeptide hormone activity; G protein-coupled receptor binding
Source: RefSeq, a predicted model, not a curated record
UCUUUGAUCGUACCUUUACCAUAUUAAAAAAAAAUUUCAAAUAAAAAAUCAACAUUAAGUAAACGACACUUUGUUACAAUGUUUGCGAUAUUUUUACUCAUGAACGCACUAAUUUUUACUAGCUGUAUUAUUGCUCAAGUAACAGACGAUGAAAACUGUGAAACAUUGCAAUCAGAAGUACAUAUUACAAAGGACGAAUACGAUGAAAUAGGACGUCUAAAAAGAACAUGUAGCGGAGAUGUAUCUGUUACGAAAUGCGAAGGAUUUUGUAAUUCACAGGUACAACCAAGUGUUGCAAGUACUACAGGAUUUUCAAAGGAAUGCUACUGCUGCCGAGAAAGUUAUUUAAAGGAAAGGCACAUUACUUUACGUCAUUGUUAUGAUGCAGAUGGUAUAAAAUUAAUGAAUGAAGAAGAUGGAAUAAUGGAAAUCAAAAUACGAGAACCAGCGGAAUGUAGAUGUAUUAAAUGCGGCGAUACAUCCCGAUAAACACGAAAAUUAAUUAAACCAAUGAUAUUAUGAAUUAUCUUAUUGAAUAAUGUAAUAAAAUUAUUAUCAGAAAUAAAAUUAAUAAUUCAGAACAUA